Drosophila ananassae is the source of this 288-nucleotide messenger RNA. RefSeq lists its product as uncharacterized. The transcript has 2 exons. The coding region runs from base 31 to 288 and encodes 85 amino acids. Lineage: Eukaryota; Metazoa; Arthropoda; Insecta; Diptera; Drosophilidae. The record is from RefSeq and is a predicted model, not a curated record.
CUAGAAGAAGGAGAAGCCGGCUAAGAGGCCAUGUCCAUCAAAGAAGAAGCGUCGACAAGUGGAAUUUCGAAUAGUACUGAUUUAGAAGCCGGAACAGAGGAGACCCUCGGGAAGAAGUCGGAAAGCGGAGCCGAGUCGGUAGAAUCUCUGAUUGGGAGCGAGAGCGGGGCUCGGGCCGAGACAGCGGAGAGCCACUUGAAGCGCCUCCAGAAUCUGCGCAAGGAAUUGGGCUACAUAAGCGAAACGGACUGGAUGUACGACAGUCUCGACAAGAAGCCACAGCAAUAA